GACGCCAACCAGGGCCGCGGCAGCCAUCGCGCUUUGCAGGUCGGGCUGGGAGGGUGUAAGGGCAGACGCCAGCCCGAGAGUCGUGUUCUCCUCGGUCACAGACCUUGGUAAGAUUUGGACAUGUCCUUCAUAUUUGAUUGGAUUUACAGUGGCUUCAGCAGUGUGCUACAGUUUUUAGGAUUAUAUAAGAAAACUGGUAAAUUGGUAUUUCUUGGAUUGGAUAAUGCAGGAAAAACAACAUUGCUACACAUGCUAAAAGAUGACAGACUUGGACAGCAUGUCCCAACGUUACAUCCCACUUCAGAAGAACUGACGAUUGCUGGCAUGACUUUUACAACUUUUGACCUGGGUGGACAUGUUCAAGCUCGAAGAGUGUGGAAGAACUACCUUCCUGCCAUCAAUGGUAUUGUAUUUCUUGUGGAUUGUGCAGACCACGAGAGGCUGUUAGAAUCCAAAGAAGAACUUAAUUCAUUAAUGACAGAUGAAACCAUUGCUAAUGUACCUAUACUGAUUCUUGGGAAUAAGAUUGACAGACCUGAAGCCAUCAGUGAAGAGAGGUUAAGAGAGAUGUUUGGCUUAUAUGGACAGACAACAGGAAAGGGGAAUGUGUCUCUGAAAGAACUAAACGCUCGACCUCUGGAAGUUUUCAUGUGCAGUGUGCUCAAAAGGCAAGGAUAUGGAGAAGGCUUCCGCUGGAUGGCACAGUACAUUGACUAAUGCCAGCCUGCAUGGCUUCUGGGCCUCCACAGUCAGGCCACCCAGAGAUUUGAUCACUCAACUUGCGGAACUUGAAUUCAAUAGACUUUUGUUGGUUAAAAAGCAGAUGUUUUGUAGAAUAUUAAUAUAUCGACUUAAUUUGAGUGAGAAUUGAAACUGAUUCAAGUAAGUUUGGAUAUCACCUUAGCUUUCUAAUUACAUGAAAUAGUUUUUACAGUUUAUAAUCUGACAUCACCCCAGCACCCUUUAUAAAGAGUGUCUUUCCAGCAGUACAUUUGAAGCACUUUCUAACAAUAUGAAACUACAAAUACACAUUUAAAAGCUCAUCAUGUUAAAUUUUUUAUGUACUUUUUUGGAACUAGUUUUUAAAUUUCGGAUUAUAUGUUCACCCCCAAGUGUACAGUUAAUAAUUAGCUUAUCAGUGAAUGCAUGAUGCCUUACAGUUUUCAACAAUAGUUUUUCUUAUGCAAACAUCAUGCAAUAAAACAGGUUCUAAUGUUUGGCA
Ochotona curzoniae (black-lipped pika) is the source of this 1222-nucleotide messenger RNA. RefSeq names its product secretion associated Ras related GTPase 1B (gene SAR1B). Gene Ontology annotation, biological process: intracellular protein transport; membrane organization; vesicle organization. The coding region runs from base 121 to 717 and encodes 198 amino acids. NCBI's taxonomy places the organism in Eukaryota, Metazoa, Chordata, Mammalia, Lagomorpha, Ochotonidae. The record is from RefSeq and is a predicted model, not a curated record. The transcript has 7 exons. Gene Ontology annotation, cellular component: COPII vesicle coat; endoplasmic reticulum exit site. Gene Ontology annotation, molecular function: GTP binding; GTPase activity.